Messenger RNA from Funneliformis mosseae, 364 nucleotides. The record is from the annotation of a GenBank genome assembly. NCBI's taxonomy places the organism in Eukaryota, Fungi, Glomeromycota, Glomeromycetes, Glomerales, Glomeraceae.
AUGUCUCCUGUACAAAUUCCUCCAUCUAUUGCGAAUACUUUUUCACAUUUAGUUGACUCGCCAAAUGAACAACACACCCCUGUUAGUCCUUUAGUCAAAAUCAAAUCGGAUCACUUGCUGAAGGCUUGGUUUUGGAAUGGUUGUGCGACGCGUCUCUGUGAAAAAAUAGUGAGAGAAGUGAUGUUACCACGCCGUGGGGUCCUCUCUUGCUAUCGCAUAACGACCCCAGAGACUAUGCUCAAAGUUUCAGUCUUGGCUGGUGUAUCUAGAACCUUGAGUUGGGUGUUGUUACCACGCCGUGGGACUUCCCUCUUGCUAUCAUUUAACGACUUUGAAAAUAAACUCUGCGGUUUCAGUUUUGGAG